Molecule: messenger RNA, 1387 nt
Organism: Cebus imitator (Panamanian white-faced capuchin)
Lineage: Eukaryota; Metazoa; Chordata; Mammalia; Primates; Cebidae
Gene: SPACDR
Product: chromosome unknown C7orf61 homolog
Exons: 3
Coding region: 543-1160 (205 amino acids)
Source: RefSeq, a predicted model, not a curated record
CAAAACACUGGGAUUUCUGGCACGAGCCACCAUGCCCAGCCCCCUUUAGCUUUUCUGAAUUUCAGAUUCCUCUUUGAGGAAGUGGCACUAACAGUAAUAUCUUCCUUGAAGGGCUGCUGUGCAGGGACUGCAUGACUCCAUGCAGGGACAGUGCCUGUUAGUUUGUUACAUGUUAGUUUCUUUUCCCUGGAUGUGAGCGAAGGAGGGCCAGGGUGGAAGAGAUGGACUCUCCAGGACCUUGGGGGUUGGGGUCAGGGCCAGGCAGCCUCACAAUGGUCUAGAACUCUCCCUCACUGUAGGUUCUCACCUACUUCAACUCCUCUCCCUGUCCCAGGGAGAGGAGGAAAGGUCUGGGAUGUGUCACCGGGAGGGACUGUCCCCCAGUAUUUCCUACGUCUUUCUUUACUGCUGUGCUUGAAGCUCCCAGGGGACCCCUCAAGAGGUGGUCACUGGCCCGAAGCCCACCCUGUCCUCCACCCGCCACCCCCACCGUACCAAAUGCUGGCUUUGCCCCCUCGACUGUGUUUAUCCUGUCGAGAAAGAUGGUUGUGGUCAUGAGGUUCUUCCGAUGGGUUAGACGGGCUUGGCAAAGGAUUACUAGCUGGGUUUUCUUCUGGAGACAGAAAAUGAAACCAAUGAUGUUAGAACACCCUGCCUCCAAGAAACACUCAUUGAAAAAAGUGAAGACUCUGCAGGUGUCUGAGACUUUGAGGUUGGUCGAGCCCCUCAAAGAGGCUAAGCUUGAGUUGGGUGAGUCCCCUGAGCUGCCAGAUGCCUGCAUGUUGGCCAAGACCACAGAGGGGACCGAGGCGGAGCUGGGCCAACAGGGCCAAUCCCUGCUGCGGCUGCCCAGGAUGGCCGUCAAGUCUGUCUCCACACUCAUGUUUUCCGCCCUGCAGAGCGGCUGGCAGAUGUGCAGCUGGAAGUCAUCGGUGAGUUCUGCCUCAGUUAGCUCCCAAGUGAGGACUCAGUCACCUUUGGAGACGCCGGAGGCUGAGAUGCUGUGGGAGGUGUACCUGGUGCUGUGGGCCAUUCGGAAACAGCUGCGGCAGCUGUCCCGCAGGCAGGAGAGGCGCAGACGGCACCACGUCCGAUGCCACGCUACCCCGCGACCCAAGCCGGUUCAGUCCCUGAAACUGGAUGCCCAGAGUCCCCUCUAGGGGGGAUCCCCAGACCCUCAGAGAGUCCCGACCUCACUCUUACGUCAGAUUGAUGGGAGGGGUCAGGGCGGCAGGCCAGAAGUUGUGGGUGAGGAAAUCCUUUAUAGAGUCACCUCUCAUCGGGAGCCCAAGGCCAGGCCUGGGGUCCCAUAUGAGCCGCUUCAUUCCAUCUAUUCCAUUUGUAAAAAAAAAAAAAAAAAAUCAAAAUAUUGGGAAAUAAAUAUCAG